AACUGCAGGACGGCGCGCCAUCCAGCGGCGUGCGUCAGCAUCGCUCGCAUGGUGGUGGGUAGUUUUCUCCCCUGCUGAUCAGGGUGGUGGUAGGUUUUUGUGUAUUGUGCGCUCCUUGGUUCUCGGGCAGUUUUCGUGCAAAGUGAAUGCGACCGUCGCAGGAUCGUCUUUUUAUGCGCUGGUGAACGGCGGAGAGGCAAGUCUGCUUGCACAAGCUCGUGUGGAGGCGCGCAGGCGCCGGAAGGUUUGCUGUUGGGUGUGAAAAAGACCGAGGCGCCGCGACGACUCCUCGACCGAGAGGAGUGGUGGUAAAGACCUUCGUUGGGGUGCUGCUGCAACAAUGACGGAAUACAAACUAGUGGUUGUCGGCGCUGGAGGCGUCGGCAAGAGUGCCUUGACAAUACAACUCAUACAAAAUCACUUUGUGGACGAAUAUGACCCAACAAUAGAGGACUCCUACCGGAAGCAAGUUGUCAUAGAUGGCGAGACGUGCUUGCUGGACAUCCUCGACACGGCGGGUCAAGAGGAGUACAGUGCCAUGCGUGAUCAGUACAUGCGGACGGGGGAAGGUUUCCUGCUAGUGUUUGCGGUGAACAACAACAAAUCCUUCGAGGACAUCAGCAUGUACAGGGAGCAGAUAAAGAGGGUUAAAGAUGCUGACGACGUUCCCAUGGUUUUGGUGGGCAACAAGUGCGACCUGCCGACGCGUGCCGUGGACAUGAAGCAGGCCAGCGAGGUGGCCCGCAACUACGGCAUCCCCUUCAUCGAGACGAGUGCCAAGACGCGCAUGGGCGUGGACGACGCCUUCUACACCCUCGUGCGCGAGAUACGCAAGGACCGGGAGUGGAAGGGCAAGGACAAGAAGAGGCACCGCAAGGAAGGGCGCAAGAAACGCUGCUUCAUCUUAUAGAAUGGGAGGGCUCGUAGCUAGAUGGGACAUCGUCAAAUUUCCACGUCGUCGUCGUCGCCGCGCCAUACACGAAGGACUUCAACGCCGCCGCCGAGAUUGGAGCGUGUGCCGGUUGUGUCGUCGUUUGUAUCCCGGGUCCGUUCCGACUCGAGACCUGCUCCGGCCAGUCGGAGAAGUGGGGCAAUCAUCGGCGGCACUCGCCGCUCUCUCCUUUGCUAUUCUGUCUGCCCCACACUUUGUUACUUUCCUCGCUCUACCCAUUUCCGGCGGAGGAGCUCGCGCGCACAGCGUCGCCCGUCCAUCGCCGGAUUCCUGCCUCCGCCGCGUCCGGUGUUUCCCAUCGAGGCACUGGUUGUUUGUGCGUGCCCCUCGACUCUUUUUCGCCCUUUUCGUCUUCUCCAGUCGCUUUGGGGAGGACGCCCCUCGUAUAUUUAGCUGCGACACGCCGCGUCUGCUCCCAAUCCCCUCCCGAAACGUGCCGUCGAGUUUUUGGACGUCUUUUUUAUGCGCCGCGCGCACGCAGACAUAUAUUAGGACCGCGUUUUGCCGCGGAGCUGCGAGGAAAAAAGGGGCGGCAUUUUGUGAGGAAGGGUGGCGCCCUGCGGUUGUGCUUAGCGUGGGGGAGUCGCAACAACGAACUGCGGGCAGAACGAAGUCUCGCCGCGGUUCCGAGCUUUUGGCGUCGGUCUGUUUGCCCCCCCCGGCGACGAGGCGCAGGCGUUUCGUUCCCCUUUUAGCGUCUCUGCCACGGCCGGUGCCUUUACGCCCGCUCCCCUUUUUUAGCCGCCGCCACUUCCCCGAGCGUAGGCUUCGGCUCGAUUUAACGACUUUUUAACGAGCUCUCUUUACGGGGCCGCCGCGGUUUUUAAGCUUUGGAUCGAGUAGUUUUCAGUUUACGUUUUGGAAACUGGGUCCUUGAUGUUUUUUUUCGUUUCGUACGUCUUUCUUUGGUUCCGGAGGUCCGCGCUUUAACCCUAGUUUACCCUGUUUUGCCUGCAACAGGCUGCCCAAUGUUACACAGUUUCACCUUGUCUACCUCCUCAUUUUUCUCGCCCCUCCCCACGAGACGACUUAGGAAGGACGACAACGCUUCGUACCGUGCCAUUUCCGACCGCCACAAUGUCGCAUAGGGGUCGACGGUUUGAGCGGGUCGGUUUUACCGGACGGCGGGGCCGCCACCCGCCAAGCCCCGCGCCUUGCGAGCGAGACUUGCAUUUGUUGUUGCGAGCACAGGCCGGCCUCCAGCCCCGCGUUUUUAAUACCGGGGCCGGUCUUUGGAUUAUGCAAUUUGCAUCGUUGCGUUUCUGGGUGUCCCCGCGUUUCGGAACAUCUUUCCGUGGCUGCGCCGCGACGUUUGAAGGAGCGUUGCGCUGUGCCUGUUUGAGAAGCGCGGUGCGUUGUCUUCUCUUUUUUUUUUGUGACCCUCUUCAUCUCUCUUCUUGGUGUUUUGGUCUUUUUUGGUGUGUGCGUGAAUCCCAUAAGAUAAACCUUUCCCUCUUUUUUUUUUUUUUUGGUAACGUUGAUUGCGAGGCGAUUUCACAAGAUAGUUGUCCCUAACAUUUUUUUUGUGAGUGUUUCGUGUUUUACCUAAUCUAAGAAAUCACAGUUCAAGUUUCAGAUCUAUACAUGAUUUUGCUAAUAAAGGGCGGGAAAAAGUUUCUAA
Ixodes scapularis (black-legged tick) is the source of this 2573-nucleotide messenger RNA. It is a transcript of the gene Ras85D, whose product is annotated as GTPase HRas. NCBI's taxonomy places the organism in Eukaryota, Metazoa, Arthropoda, Arachnida, Ixodida, Ixodidae. The record is from RefSeq and is a predicted model, not a curated record. Gene Ontology annotation, biological process: Ras protein signal transduction; epidermal growth factor receptor signaling pathway. Gene Ontology annotation, cellular component: plasma membrane. Gene Ontology annotation, molecular function: GDP binding; GTPase activity; GTP binding. The coding region runs from base 341 to 910 and encodes 189 amino acids. The transcript has 9 exons.